GCAUCACCGAGGUGAUGCAACAGAGCAGCAAAGUGAAAAACUUUUGCUUCGACUCCCACUCCCGGCCUCGCCCCGCAUGCCGAUUCCACUUUCGCUUGCCCCUUUUCCCCAUCUCCCUCUCCCCGAGCCCUAAACCCGCGUACCCAAUGCGGUGACCGUGCGAGGAAACCCGAGCAAAAUCCCCGAUCGCCCGCCACCUGCUCGACGAAAAUUCGCCGGCGGAAAUGGAGUCGAGCAUACUCGACUCGAUCGGCGGGGAGAUCAUCGGCGUGAUGUCCCCGGUCUCAAUCUGCAUGUUCCUCGUGGUCCUCUUGGUCUACGCUCUUUCCCCCUCCAACCCUUUCUCGGCCCCUGCGUCCUCGGCCCCGAUUCGCACCGCCGCGAACCUCGUGUACGUCGAGAACCCGUCGGACUCCGUCGGACAGAAGCUCGAAGGGGCGCUCCUCAAUGCGUUGGUGUUCGUCGUCCUCAUCGCGCUGGUCACUUUCCUCCUUGUGGUGCUUUACUACUACAAGUUCACCAGAUUCCUCAAGUAUUACAUGAACUUCUCUGCCUUCUCCGUGCUGGCCACGAUGGGGGGCUCGAUCUUUCUGUCGAUCAUUCAGCAUUUCUCGAUCCCGGUUGAUUCGAUCACUUGUUUCUUGUUGCUAUUGAAUUUCACGGUCGUGGGUGUAUUGUCUGUGUUCGGUGGGGGGAUACCCAUAUUCUUGAGACAGUGUUAUAUGGUUUGUUUGGGGAUUAUUGUGGCUGUUUGGUUUUCGAAAUUGCCUGAAUGGACGACUUGGGUCUUGCUUGUGGCUUUGGCGGUGUAUGAUUUGGUGGCUGUUUUGGCCCCGGGUGGGCCGCUUAAGAUACUGGUUGAAUUGGCCUCCAGCAGGGAUGAAGAACUCCCUGCUCUGAUUUAUGAGGCUCGUCCGAUUGCACCUCAAAGUGGUGGUGACCGGGGGUCGAGUUUGGGCCUUUUGGUUGCUGGCGUAUCAGAUUCAGGGUCAGUGGAGAUGCAAUCUGUUUCUAGAGACAACCCUAGGAGGAAUGAGACUGCCAGCAACCAUGGUGACGAUGGCAUUCGUAGUUCGAGGAGCGAUGAAGGUGGGAAUAGUCGGGAUGAAGGGGAAACCUCCCCAUUGGUGAGUAAUUUCCGGGAUAGGGACUCGUCGAGCAGCAGAUCAUCGGAGUUCUCGGUGGUGAAUAUCACGCCUAACAGAGGGGGACAGUUUGGAAAUAGGGAGUCGGAGAUUGAGGAAGAAAUGUCCCCGCUGGUUGAAAUGCUGGCUUUAGGGAGUGGGAGAGAGCGGGAAAGGAGAGAUGAUGGGGAGAAUGAUCGCAGUUCUGGUAGAGGAAUUAGACUUGGUCUUGGAGAUUUCGUGUUUUACAGUGUUCUGGUGGGUAGAGCUGCAAUGUAUGAUUUGAUGACAGUCUAUGCUUGUUACCUUGCAAUUGUUUCGGGACUUGGGUGCACCCUUAUAUUGUUGUCUGUGCGCCGCCGAGCUCUGCCUGCCCUUCCCAUAUCCAUCACAUUGGGUGUCAUGUUUUACUUCUUGACUCGAUUAUUAAUGGAACCCUUUGUUGUUGGUGUAGCUACGAAUUUAAUGAUGUUCUAAUUGUCAAUUUUUCAUGAGAGAGAAGACGGGGAGACACUUACAUUGUUUUAGGACAUCACUGAUUUUUGUGGUCUUGGCAUCCAUGUACACAGCUGUGGAAUCCCCCAUAGAAAUAUCACUCUUUUUCAUGUAACUUUCUGGAUGUCCAGGCCCAGUAAUGAGACUUUCUCAGGAAACAUGGUAAUGAAUCUUUUGCAAUA
Rhodamnia argentea is the source of this 1801-nucleotide messenger RNA. Its product is annotated as presenilin-like protein At1g08700. The record is from RefSeq and is a predicted model, not a curated record. The transcript has a single exon. Gene Ontology annotation, molecular function: aspartic endopeptidase activity, intramembrane cleaving. Lineage: Eukaryota; Viridiplantae; Streptophyta; Magnoliopsida; Myrtales; Myrtaceae. Gene Ontology annotation, cellular component: nucleus; membrane. Gene Ontology annotation, biological process: protein processing. Bases 225 to 1601 code for a protein of 458 amino acids.